Molecule: messenger RNA, 582 nt
Organism: Angiostrongylus costaricensis
Lineage: Eukaryota; Metazoa; Nematoda; Chromadorea; Rhabditida; Metastrongylidae
Source: the annotation of a GenBank genome assembly
AUGGCAGUAACCUUCCCUAUUGUUGUAGAUCUGUCGGUUGAGCCUUGUUCCAUGACUUCAAGUGGUUUUGGCCAAAAACUUGUAAUUGCCGAUGUUGGUGGACCUGGGAAUCUGUUCCCAAAAAUUCACAAGGAGAAGGAAUUUGAUCUGAAGGAGAUCUGCAAGGCUUGUCAAUCUCCAUUCUCGUUUGUAUUUGGUCCUGGAGCUGGACCGUGGAAAGUAGUAGGGAGGAACUGUGAAAUGGUUUCGGACGCCAAUCUUACUACGGCAAAGGUGGCAACGAAAAUAGCUUCACUUCCUCCUGGCCAUUCACCUCCCUACAAAAUGGAUGUUAUAGAUUCUCCGAAGUUCAAUCUAAUGGCAAAUCUUGCAAUGUCGGAACCUGGGUCUGGAGAAGUGGUACAUUGUAAAUAUUCGGUACGUAUCGGAAAAGACAACUUUCCCGAAACCAUACGGAAAGCGCUCGUUAAGCAUUACGGCGAAAGUUUAGGACACUAUUACUAUGACACAACGCCAGACACUGUAGCGUACGAAGGUUGGUUCACAGCAGCGGAGAAGAUAUACAGAAUUGACGAAAUAUAA